This is a messenger RNA of Drosophila eugracilis, 696 nucleotides long. RefSeq names its product E3 ubiquitin-protein ligase PPP1R11. The transcript is spliced from 2 exons. Gene Ontology annotation, cellular component: nucleus. Gene Ontology annotation, molecular function: protein phosphatase 1 binding; protein serine/threonine phosphatase inhibitor activity. Bases 161 to 646 code for a protein of 161 amino acids. Lineage: Eukaryota; Metazoa; Arthropoda; Insecta; Diptera; Drosophilidae. The record is from RefSeq and is a predicted model, not a curated record.
AGUACAAGUUUACAUAAAUCACGUCUUAAAUUUAUGACGUCACUAAGAGUGCGGUGAGAAAAAAACAUUUUAAGUAGCCCUACUGUAAACGGGUCUAAAACUUUGUCAACAAAUUUAUUCGUUCACACUACAAUCUAUUAUUACAUUUGUUUCAUUGAAAAUGGCCCAUAAGCAGAACAACGAGACAUCCAAUGGGACGACAACGGAAAUUAUUGACGAAGCGGAUUCCUCUUCUCCAGCAGAGGCGACUAGGACUACGCCCACACUGCAACUACGCCUGGAACAUCCACGGGAUAAACGCCGGGUGGUUUUUCAUGCUGGUGUCGUAGACAACGAGCAUUUAAAUCGCAAGAAGUCCAAGUGCUGCUGCAUAUACAAAAAACCUCUAGCGUUCGACGAGAGCUCUUCAGAUGAUGAUGAAGACUGCGAGCAUUGUUUUGGUCAUCCAGAAAAGCGGAAGAGGAACGCUAAACACUCUCAUGAUAAUGUAGACAACUCGAGCCCAGAGACUACGCAUCCAGACGGGCCAUCGACAUCCACUCAGGCUGUUACCAACCCUAACCCGCCAGCAGAGCCUGUUGAUUCCUCGACCAAUCCGAAAUCCCCUACACAAGGUUCUGAAUUUGAACAGGCGCACAGUUCGUAGCGAGUACUCCAAUUUAAAUAUAUAUAAUUAUAAAAGUUAACAACAUUAAA